UUUGUUGUUGUCUCGAACCUCAUUCAGCUGGCAUGGGGACCUCUAAUACACAUAUAUUGCUUUCUCUUAUUCAAAUUUUUAUUCUAUGUUGGUUAUGUUUCAUGGCCAAAGUUGAAGGUUUAAACAAAAAGGUCUCUGGCUUUUAUGUGUUUGGAGACUCAACAGUUGACCCAGGAAACAAUAACUUUAUAAAGACGCUUUUCAGGAGCAAUUUUCCACCAUAUGGCAUGGAUUUUCCACACCAAGUUCCCACAGGGAGGUUUACUAACGGGAAGCUUGCCACUGAUUACAUUGCUUCUUAUUUAGGUCUCAAGAAAGAGCUUCUUCCACCUUAUUUGGACCCAAACCUCAGCAAUAUUGAAGAGCUGGUGACAGGAGUUAGUUUUGCCUCUGCUGGUUCUGGAUUUGACCCAAUUACACCAAGCAUCACUAAUGCAAUUCCAAUGCCAAAGCAGUUAGAAUAUUUUAGAGAAUGCAAAAAGAGGGUGGAGGAAGCGAUGGGCAAGCAAAGAACUGAAAAUCAUAUGAAGAAGGCUGCGUUUUUCAUCAGUGCUGGUACGAAUGACUUUGUUCUUAAUUAUUUUACUCUACCAAUGCGAAGAAGGAGCUAUACUAUCUUAGCCUACCAGCAGUUCUUGAUCCAACAUGUGAAAGAUUUUAUACAGGAUUUGUUGUCAGAAGGUGCUCGAAAAAUUGCAAUAGGUGGAUUACCUCCAAUGGGAUGCCUACCGGUCAUGAUCACAGUGAAUUCCCCUAAUGCCUUUUUAAAGCGUGAUUGUAUUGACAAGUAUUCCUCCAUUGCAAGAGAUUUCAAUCAACUCCUUCAACAUGAAUUACAAGUAGUGCAAUUAGAGCUCAAUUUGUCUAAUCCAGGCGCUAAGAUCUAUUACAUUGACAUAUAUGGACCCUUAGCCGAUAUGAUUCAAGCACAUAAACGAUAUGGAUUUGAUGAGGUUGAUAGUGGGUGUUGUGGAAGUGGGUACAUUGAAGCAUCAAUUUUGUGUAAUAAGAUUUCAGAUGUGUGUCCUGAUCCAUCCAAGUAUGUAUUCUGGGAUUCAAUUCACCCAACUGAGAAGGCAUAUCACAACCUCUUCUUGGCUAACCUGCCCACCAUUGAUUUCAUCGCCAACAACUAGAAUUAGUUCUUAAAUACUUAUUCCUUCUUUUUCUUGUCAUCGGUUAUGGCCUCCCAAAGUUAUUGUAAUUUCUUUUUUCUUUUUUCUCCCCCAAAGAAAGUAGUAUGGGAUAUCUCAAUUGGAUAUAUAUGUAUGUUGUGUGGCAUAACAAAACAAAAUGUGAUCAAUGUUGUGUAUACCAAU
This is a messenger RNA of Gastrolobium bilobum, 1319 nucleotides long. RefSeq names its product GDSL esterase/lipase At5g45960-like. Gene Ontology annotation, molecular function: hydrolase activity, acting on ester bonds. NCBI's taxonomy places the organism in Eukaryota, Viridiplantae, Streptophyta, Magnoliopsida, Fabales, Fabaceae. The record is from RefSeq and is a predicted model, not a curated record. The transcript has 5 exons. The coding region runs from base 33 to 1136 and encodes 367 amino acids.